Messenger RNA from Carlito syrichta (Philippine tarsier), 1905 nucleotides. RefSeq names its product smoothelin like 2 (gene SMTNL2). The coding region runs from base 228 to 1088 and encodes 286 amino acids. The transcript has 8 exons. Gene Ontology annotation, biological process: positive regulation of vasoconstriction; actin cytoskeleton organization. The record is from RefSeq and is a predicted model, not a curated record. Gene Ontology annotation, molecular function: protein phosphatase 1 binding; tropomyosin binding. Gene Ontology annotation, cellular component: M band; microtubule organizing center; I band. Lineage: Eukaryota; Metazoa; Chordata; Mammalia; Primates; Tarsiidae.
GUAGAACUGGGAGGAGAGAACGCAUAAUUGCAGACAGGAAGGGGACGCUCCACCUGUCUCCUUCCUGAGGUCUUAUACAGGUGCAGGUCCAGGCGAGAGUACCACGGAGUGUGGAUCAUGACGAAGGCGGUGAGUUGGAGAGGAGAAGGACCUCAAACUCGUGCAUCGUUGAGAAUGGGCAUCAGCCAGGCGCAGGUCCAGGUGAUGGACUCCCUGAGAUUGCCCAAAUGUUCCCUGCACCGGAGCCCCCCAAGCCUCGCCCCAUGAGCCUCUCUUUGCGGCUGCCCCAUCAGCCGGUCACGGCCAUCACCCGAGUCUCCGAGAGGUUCUCUGGAGAAACCUCAGCCGCAGUUCUGUCUCCCACGUCUGCUGCUAUCCUGGGGGGCUUCAGCCCAAGCCCCAGUGAGGCCACCACACCCUGGACUCCCAGUCCCAGUGAGAAGAAUUCCUCUUUCACACGGUCUCUAUCGAGCUCUGGCUAUGGGGCAGUGAUGGCAAGCAAGCAUGACAGCCCUCCACUGGUGACGCCACCCCAGUCACCUGUGUCCAUGCAGCCGCCAGCCACGAUUCAGGCCCAUCGGCAGGGAGAGCGUCGCAGGGAGCUGGUGAGGUCACAGACGCUGCCGCGCACCUCGGGGGCACAGGCCCGGAAGGCGUUGUUUGAGAAGUGGGAGCAGGAUACAGCGGGCAAGGGGAAAGGCGAGACCCGGGCCAAGUUGAAGCGGUCCCAGAGCUUUGGCGUGGCUAGUGCCAGCAGCAUUAAGCAAAUCCUGCUCGAGUGGUGCCGCAGCAAGACUCUGGGCUACCAGCACGUGGACCUGCAGAACUUCUCCUCCAGCUGGAGUGACGGCAUGGCCUUCUGUGCCCUGGUGCACUCCUUCUUCCCUGAUGCCUUCGACUACAAUGCCCUGAGCCCUACACAGCGACAGAAGAACUUCGAGCUGGCCUUUACCAUGGCUGAGAAUCUGGCCAACUGUGAACGCCUCAUCGAAGUGGAGGACAUGAUGGUGAUGGGCCGCAAGCCAGACCCUAUGUGUGUCUUUACCUACGUUCAGUCACUGUACAACCACCUGCGGCGCUUCGAGUAAAGCCCUUGGGCCUGGAGAGCUGGAGGGCAAGCCCAGGAGGAGACUGAGGGGACUGCUUGCAUUCCCCGAGUCGGGAUGGCCCCUGAAGAGUUGUCUUUUGCAGUGAGCGUGCUAUUUGUUCUGUGGUGUGUGACUCCGCUCCCCUUCGUGCCCAGCUGUGUUGCUGAUUAAAAGCACCGCUGAGCUGUGCUCUGACAGUGCUGACCACAGCCACAGGCUUGAAGGAAAAGAAAAAAGAGAGAGAAAUUGGUGCUAAGUAAUGACCUUCUUAAAGAAAUGCUUGUCUUUGUAGAUUCCAGAAUGCUAAAUUACGAUUUUCCCUCUGGUGGAUUUGAUACGUCGGCUUUACAGGGUUACAUUGAUUACCAAGUGUUUUUUAUCAAAAUAUCCAGAGUUUUUUACUUCCUCACACUAUUGUAGGCUCCUUUCCUCCCUCCCUCUGGGCCACUGCCAGGAAACAGAGACCGCUUAAUCAGCAGCUUGACAAAGAAGAACGAAGUCUUGGGAAGAAACAGUUUAAUCACUCCCAAGUCCUGGGCAACAGAUGACCUUCAAGUCACCUCCGCUCUCUGGGGGAGAUAGGAAGGCUCUUGCCUUCAUCCCAAAGUGCUCCUGUUCUUCCCAGGAGGCCCCACAAGUGUUUGGCUAAGAAUAGGCUCUCCAGAAGUUAACACUUUUGGGGAAGGAUAGGCCCUUUGUGCUAAGAGAGAGUUUUUCCUGACAUCUUUUUUAGGGAAUUAGCUGGAGAUAUUUAUAAAAAGUAACUCCCUCUGUACCACUGACCCAUUUGUACAUAAAAAAGAUGUGUUGACCUUUG